Molecule: messenger RNA, 1317 nt
Organism: Panicum virgatum (switchgrass)
Lineage: Eukaryota; Viridiplantae; Streptophyta; Magnoliopsida; Poales; Poaceae
Product: probable auxin efflux carrier component 9
Exons: 4
Coding region: 1-1317 (438 amino acids)
Biological process (GO): auxin polar transport; auxin export across the plasma membrane
Cellular component (GO): plasma membrane; endoplasmic reticulum
Molecular function (GO): auxin efflux transmembrane transporter activity
Source: RefSeq, a predicted model, not a curated record
AUGAUCCCGGGGUCGGCCGUGUACCACGUCGUGGAGGCGAUGGCGCCGCUGUACACGGCGGCGGUGCUGGGCUACGCGUCCGUGCGGUGGCUCAAGGCCUUCUCCGACGAGCAGUGCGCGGGGAUCAACCACUUCGUCGCGCUCUACGCUGUGCCGGUCCUCAUCUUCCACAUGGUCUCCACCAACGACCCCUACCACAUGAACGAGCGCCUCAUCGCCGCCGACACGCUGCAGAAGGCCAUCAUGCUGCUCGCCCUCACGGCCUGGGCCUUCUGGUCCCACUACCGCGGCCGCCGCGGCGGCGGCGCCAAGGACGACGGGGCGGCGCCGCCGUCGCCGAUCAAGUGGGUGGUCACCAACUUCUCCGUCGCGUCGCUGCCCAACACUAUCAUCAUGGGCGUGCCGCUGCUCGACGGCAUGUACGGGUCCGUGUCCGGGGGCCUCAUGAAGCAGAUCGUCGUCAUGCAGUUCUGCAUCUGGUACAACGUCGUCAUCUUCCUCUACGAGUUCAUGGCGGCGCGGGACAGCAGCGCCAAGAUCAGCCCCGUGUCAGUGGCGGCGGCGGCGGCGGCCGGGAACCGCGACCGCAUCGGCGAGAACGGCGGAAGCAUUCAUGCCGAGGGUAGUCGGCACCAGGUGGUCGUCAACAUUGAGAUCACCGAGGUGGCGGCGGCGGCGGCGGCGGCUGCGUCGCCCGCGGCACCAGACAGCCGCGCGGCCGAAGAGACGGCGGCGGCGGCGGCGGUCGCGAAGGAGCUGACCGCGGAUGCAGAUGCUAAUAAUGCUAAGGCCGCCGAGGAGGUGCCGGCUGUCCCGCCGCCAGCGCCGGCCCAGCAGGUACCGCCGGUUAUGCACGUCGUAUGGAUGGCGGUGAAGAAGCUUCUCCAGAUUCCCAACACCUACGCGAGCUUCCUUGGCCUCAUCUGGUCUCUCAUGGCAUUCAAGAUUGGAUUCUCGAUGCCGAAAAUUGUUGACGACUCUCUGUUCGUCAUCUACACAACCGCCGUUGGGUUGAGCAUGUUCGCUUCAGGUACGUUCAUUGCGCGGCAGUCACGGUUCGUGCCGUGCGGGUACACCAUCGCGUCGUUGUCCAUGGUCCUCAAGUUCCUGAUCGGCCCGGUGAUCAUGCUGCUCGUCUCGCUCGCCAUCGGGAUGCACGGCACCCUUCUGCACAUUGCUGUUGUACAGGCGGCGCUCCCCCUGGCCGUGACCUCGUUCGUGUACGCGGAGGAGUACAAGGUCCACGCCGACAUCAUGAGCACUGGGUUCGUGCCUCUUGUUACCACUUACUGCUGUCAACUUUGUAGGCUAAUUUAA